UCCAUUAACACUCAUUUAUUAAUCUUUAUAGUUACAUUAUUAUUCCCAAAUCCUCCCUACCUCGGGAUACGUCUCGUCAUAUAAAGCAAAGCAUAUCAAAGUGUAUCAAAGAUCAUUCCCGACAAACAAAGAAAAGCUUAAAACAAUGAGUUUCUUCCCAUGUUAUUGUCCUCUGUCUUGCAAUAAAACAAGAUCAGAAUGUCAAAAGAAAUCUACUCAUCACCAAUCAGAACCAUCCACGUCAUCUUCACUGUUGUCUCAACCAAGUCUCCCACUGGUUCCAUCUCUCUCUUCUCUGCUCCAAAGCUCCACCGUCGAGCACCAGUGCGUAGCAACUAUCAAAGGUCACUCCUCAUACGUCUCUUCUCUCGCUCUCUCCAGGAAAUCACUCUUCACCGGCUCUUCCCACGGUGAGAUACGUGUAUGGCCUCGUGAGCCACCGUUGGAAUGUUCCACCGGUAACAUAGUUGCCGCCGGGAGCGGAGGGGUUAAAUCGUUGGUUAUACUCGGAGACAAGCUCAUAAGCGCUCAUCAGGAUCACAAGAUUCGUGUAUGGAAGCCCAUCGACGACGCUAAGUACAAAUGCGUGGCGACUCUUCCGACGAUGAACGACCGUUUCACCAGCCUCUUCACUCAAAAAAGCUACGUGGAAGUCAGAAGGCACAAGAAGCGCACGUGGGUACACCACGUGGACGCCGUUUCAUCUCUGGCCUUGUCACUAGACGGCUCUUUGCUUUACUCUGCUUCGUGGGACAGGAGUUUCAAGAUUUGGAGAACAUCCGAUUUCAAAUGCUUGGAGUCUAUUGAAAAGGCUCACGACGACGCCGUUAACGCCAUCGUGGUGUCUCGAGACGCGUUUUGCUACACGGGUUCGGCGGAUAAGACGAUCAAAGUGUGGAGCAAGAAGGACAAGAAUCACUCUCUGGUCGCUACUUUAAAGAAACAUCUCUCGGCGGUGAACGCUUUGGCCGUUAGCGAAGACGGGAAGGUUCUUUACUCAGGAGCGUGUGAUAGAUCGAUUCUUGUGUGGGAGAGAUUAAGCCACGGAGAUGAUGCUGAUGGGGAGUUACAUAUGACUGUGGUGGGAGCUUUAAGGGGGCACACGAAAGCGAUUAUGUGUUUAGCGGUUGUGUCUGAUUUGGUGUUGAGUGGAUCAGCAGAUAAGAGCUUGAGGGUUUGGAGGAGAGGGUUGUUGGAGAAAGAUGGUUAUUCUUGUUUGGCGGUUUUGGAAGGACAUACCAAACCUGUUAAGUGUUUGGCUGUAUCGGUUUCUGGUUCCGGUUCGGAUUCUAAUUCUGAUUAUUCUUGUGUGGUUUAUAGUGGGAGUCUUGAUCUUUCCGUUAAGGUUUGGAACUUAAGGGUCUCGGCUGUUUAACAGUCUUUUGUCGUGACCGUUGAGUAGUCUCUCUUAAUUUUAUGAACGUGUUGUAUGAUAAUGGAACAGUAUAGGGUUAGUCAUAAACCAUGCACAGUACAGUUCUCUUUUUUCAGUUACAAGGGUCAAUAUAAAUAUGAAGGAUUGUUAAGGUGAUGGUUUGUUUGAAUU
Messenger RNA from Raphanus sativus (radish), 1546 nucleotides. Its product is annotated as protein JINGUBANG. Gene Ontology annotation, molecular function: protein binding. The coding region runs from base 146 to 1375 and encodes 409 amino acids. The transcript has a single exon. Lineage: Eukaryota; Viridiplantae; Streptophyta; Magnoliopsida; Brassicales; Brassicaceae. The record is from RefSeq and is a predicted model, not a curated record.